Messenger RNA from Diprion similis, 1472 nucleotides. RefSeq names its product transducin beta-like protein 2. Gene Ontology annotation, molecular function: protein binding. The record is from RefSeq and is a predicted model, not a curated record. Gene Ontology annotation, cellular component: endoplasmic reticulum. Gene Ontology annotation, biological process: endoplasmic reticulum unfolded protein response. Bases 16 to 1032 code for a protein of 338 amino acids. Lineage: Eukaryota; Metazoa; Arthropoda; Insecta; Hymenoptera; Diprionidae. The transcript is spliced from 6 exons.
AAAUGCAUCACGACGAUGGACCAUCGGCUAAACGACAGAACGGUGAUGAUAUGGUGCACGAAGGAUCUUUCAUCAAAGGAUAGAAAAUCGUUGCGUGUCAACAUCGAGUACGACCAUGCCUGUCUGUUGCGCUGGUCACCGGACAGCAAGGCUUUCAUAAUACACAAGGCUAUCGCAAACACCGUUGAAGUAUACAAAGUCACAAGAAAACCUGACGGCUUCCCAGCUUCAGUUACAAAGGCAAUCGAAUUCCCAAAGCAACAUAACGACGAUAUUGUCGGAAUGGACAUAGCAUGUAACGGACGUUACAUUAUGACCUGCAGCAAUACAACGCAGUUACUCGUCUGGGAUUUGAAAGGACAGCUACUAUCAACGAUCGAUACUUAUCUGAUGACAACGCAUCGGGCUCGAAUAUCUCCGUGUGGUCGUUUUAUUGUCGCAUCAGGUUUUGCGCCGGACCUAAAAGUAUGGGAAGUGGAAUUCACAAAGGCAGGAGACUUCAAGCAAGUAUCGAGAGCCUUCGAACUCAGCGGGCACAACUCCGGCGUUUAUGAUUUUGGAUUCAGCGCAGACACCAGUCACACAGCAAGUGUUUCUAAGGACGGAACGUUCAACCUUUACGAUACAAAAAUUGAAUACAAGAAAGGAGAGACCCCGCGUCUCCUGUUAACUGGAUCAUGGGCUGGAGGUUCUAAUGCCCGACUUGCUCUGUCUCCAAACGCCGAAGUUAUCGUUAUCGCACAUGGUACAUCAUUGUCGUUCUUUUCUACUUUGACCGGUGAAUUGGAUCUCACGAUUACAGACAUUUUCAACGGACCGGCAACUGGCCUUCUCUUCGACGCUCUCGGGGAGCAUGUUUUGGUAUCUGGAGAUAAGCAUAUAAAAAUAUUCCACAACGUUACCGGCUACAAAACUGCGAUUGCAUCCGCCCGCGAGAAGCUGAAGCAAAAAAUUUCGUCAGCCACGAAAGAGCGUCUGGAAAAAACUAUUGCCGACAGUCAGAAAUUUCUUGAAAAUAUAGCUCAACGCUAAAUAAAUCUGGUAAUAAGUUCCUUGCCGUCACAUAAGUUUCUGGGUAUUUGAUCGGCGAUUGAUGUUGUUUUCUUAUAUGAAACUGUGCAUUGCUUCAACACUACUCGCGUGGAAUUCGAUAAGUAUUUUACUGCAGAAUUUUUUCACACUAUUAUCACCGUGGUCUGGAAUUGAUGUCGAGUAAAACGAAGAACAUAGAGCAUUCUAAUCAAUCCUACAUUCCAUUUAAAGUCUAAGGUAACGUUGUUACAUAUUCAUUUACUUUUUGUACUCUCUUAUUUGCUCCUAUAUCAAAAAUCUCUUAUCAGUCUCACAUCAAUAUUCAAGAAAGUGAUAUGAAACGUAUCCAAACCCAUAUAUACGAGAAAUUUUGUAUGUAAAAUAAGUGUUUUUCAUGUUAAUACAAUAAAAUUAAUAAAAAUUAUCGCCAUUCUAUUAUU